CCACCGCAACAAACCGCCGGAACCUUCAUCUUGGUCUUCGUCUUCGCCGUACCCAUCCCCACACCCUCCACUCUCCGGCACCCGCACGCUCGCCUCGCCGGAACCCUUCUUGCCAUGAUGUCUUCGUCGCCGCCCGCCGGCGCCGCCGACGGCGACAUGGAGACGCUGCCCCUCGCCGCCGCCUCCGACUACGCCUCCGUGGCCUCCACCUUCGACCCCCUCCUCUCCUCCUCCUCGCCCGCCUCCCCUCCCGCCCCCGCCGCCUCCGCCUCCUCCCCGCGCUCCGCCUCGGCCUCCUCCUCCUCCUCCCCGAGAUCCGCGCGCGCCGCCACGUCCGAGUACUCCUACAUCGCCGUCUCCGACCCGGAGACCGAGGCCGAGGCCGCCGCCACCUCCCUCGUCCCCGGAUCCGCCCCCACCUACAUCUCCUACCUCGUCACCAGCGCCCGCCGCGGCGACCACCGCCGCCACUCCGUCCGCCGCCGCUUCCGCGACUUCGUCACCCUCGCCGACCGCCUCGCCGAGUCCUUCCGCGGCCACUUCGUGCCCCCGCGCCCGGACAAGAACACCGUCGAGAGCCAGGUCAUGCAGCGCGACGAGUUCGUGGCCCAGCGCCGCGCGGCUCUCGAGAGGUACCUGUGGCGGCUCGCUGAGCACCCCGCGAUCGGGACCAGCGACGAGCUGCGCGUGUUCCUGCAGGCCGAGGGCAAGAUGCCGCUGCCGAGCAGCACUGACGUUGCCUCGCGGAUGCUCGAUGGCGCGGCGCGUCUGCCAAGGCAGCUGCUUGGGGAGGAGGCGGUGGCCCCGCCGCAGGACGUGGUUCAGCCGGCCAAGGGCGGGAGGGACCUGCUGCGGAUAUUUAAGGAGCUGAAGCAGUCGAUGGUCACGGACUGGGGUGGCGUGAGGCCACCACUGGUGGAGGAGGACAAGGAGUUCCUGGAGAAGAAGCAGAAGAUGCAGGAUUGGGAGCAGCAGCUCAGUAGCGCAUCGCAGCAGGCGGAAGCACUUGUCAAGGCUCAGCAAGAUAUGGGUGACACAAUGGGUGCUCUUGGAUUGGCAUUCGUCAAACUUACAAAGUUUGAGACUGAGGAGGCAAUUUAUGAAUCUCAGAGGAUAAGAGCUGUUGACAGCAAACGUAUAGCAACGGCAGCUGUCAAAGCUAGCAGGACAUGUCGAGAUCUGAAUACACAAACUGUUAAAUAUCUGGAUACUUUGCAUGAACAUUUGGGGAUAAUGCUGUCUGUCCAUACUGCAUUUUCUGAUCGGGCUAGUGCAUUAUUGACUGUUCAAACGCUUAUGUCAGACCUUGCAUCAUUACAAUCAAGGAUUGAGAAACUUGAAGCUGCAUCAUCGAAAGUAUUUGGUGGUGAUAGAACUAGGCUAAGGAAAGUUCACGAGCUGAGAGAAACAAUAAGAGCUACUGAAGAUGCUAAGUGCUGUGCGUUAAGGGAAUAUGAGAGAAUCAAGGAAAAUAACAAAAUUGAACUCAGCAGAUUAGAUAGAGAAAGGAGAGAAGAUUUCCUGGAGAUGCUGAAAGGAUAUGUUACAAGCCAGGCUUCAUAUGCAGAGAAGAUCGUUGACGGUUGGGAGACAGUGGCGGAGGAGACCAGCGGAUAUGCGCGAAGAUCAUCAAAUGACGCAACAUAUUAGUCUGUGUUUUGUUGGGGUACAUGUAUGUACAAUGUAAUUUAGGAUGCGAUCCGAAUAGAAGAAAGAUGAACCUAAAUUCAAUUUGUUUUUCAGUUAUCUGUUGCAUCGCUUUGCCAUUGUCUGGAAUGUACCCAUUGAUUGCUCUGUC
Molecule: messenger RNA, 1798 nt
Organism: Triticum aestivum (bread wheat)
Lineage: Eukaryota; Viridiplantae; Streptophyta; Magnoliopsida; Poales; Poaceae
Product: sorting nexin 2A
Exons: 6
Coding region: 115-1650 (511 amino acids)
Molecular function (GO): phosphatidylinositol binding
Source: RefSeq, a predicted model, not a curated record